Messenger RNA from Gigantopelta aegis, 1777 nucleotides. Its product is annotated as cilia- and flagella-associated protein 410-like. Gene Ontology annotation, cellular component: U4/U6 x U5 tri-snRNP complex. The coding region runs from base 1 to 816 and encodes 271 amino acids. Gene Ontology annotation, biological process: cytoskeleton organization; mRNA splicing, via spliceosome. The transcript is spliced from 6 exons. Lineage: Eukaryota; Metazoa; Mollusca; Gastropoda; Neomphalida; Peltospiridae. The record is from RefSeq and is a predicted model, not a curated record. Gene Ontology annotation, molecular function: protein binding.
AUGGCGUUAACGGAAAAGUUUACAGGGAAAUUGACAGAAGCACUUGUUCUAGCACGAACAAGAGCUCAAGAUUUAGAAAGUGUUAGAAAAUUAAAUUGUUGGGCGUCAAACAUCAGAGAUGUCAGCAUUGUAAGAGAGAUGUCCAAUCUGGAAGUAUGCAGUUUAAGUGUAAAUAUGGUAUCCAGUCUUGAGCAUUUCGCACACUGUCCGAACUUACAGGAACUCUACGUCCGGAAGAAUAACAUAGAGAACCUCAGUGACAUUCAUUACCUGAAGCAUCUGCCGCGUCUACGUAGCCUGUGGCUGGCCGAUAAUCCGUGUGCGACUUGCGACAACUACAGACUCACCGUCCUACGCAUUCUGCCAAACCUGCAGAAGCUGGAUAAUGUGGCUGUAACAGAAGACGAGGUAAACGAGGCACUGGAGGAAGGGGACGAAGUUAGCCCCCCAGAACUGACUGCGUCUGUCACCGAGCCGGCAAGAGUUCUCACGCCUCUGUUGGUCGAGGCGCAGGAAGUGAACGGAGCCGCUGGGGACGCGGCAGUCGAGGAGAGAGUGGAGGAAGACGCCAGGCAGAAACAGCACGAAGCAGUCAUACUCAGCAUGGAGGAAACAAAUCGCAUCAGGGAACAGUUUGGUUUGAAGCCCGUGCCCAUCGACAAGAUAUCUACCGCCAAGUCCAUGCCGACUCAUGCUACAAAAGCUAGAAACACCCACAUUCUUCAUGCCACUCUCCUGCUGGUGAAGGAAUUGGACCAGGCGAGUCUGGAGAUCCUGGAAACAGCUGUCCGAAAAAGACUGGAGAGUCUCGUCUGACAAGAACCUCAGACAUAGACAUCGUGAAUCAGGGCAAAUAUGGAGAUUGAGCAGCCAGCCAGCCAUCCAGUCGAGAGCAAGAAAAAAUCUAAAGCGCAUGCCACAUGAUCAGAACCAAAGAUGUUUGAUUGGUCAGCCUUAUUAUGCAUGAUUUGUUUAUGAUAUUAUCAUUAUUGAACUCUGUGAUAAUCAUUUUUGUCUUUUAUGGACAAAUCAAUUGUAUUACAUUGCUUUCCAGACUGAGUGGGGCAGGGCGAGGUGGGAGUGGGGGGUGUAGUUCACUGAUAGAAUGCUCUUGCCUGAGGUAUGAUGGGUUUCAGGAUUGAUCACCCUCUAUGGACUCUAGGUGUGGGGGGUAUGUGUCCACCAGUAUCCUACGACUGGUGCAACAAAGAUGUACUUGUAUGUUUGUGGUAUGUACUGUCCUGUCCUGUCUAUCGGGAAAGUGAAUUUAAAAGAUCCAUUACUACUUUUUCAGUAGGAAUCCUGUCUCUCACAAUCGGGUAUCGAAAUAACCCUAUAUGAGACAACGAGUAGCUGUACAACUAGUUUUUAGAAAAUUGUCAAGGAGUCGUAAAACAAGCAUUCCUUUGUCACCGCCACAUCCUCUGGAAACAGACGUGUGAAGUUGGUCAAUGUGAUCUCCAGGGCCAUCCUUUUUUCUCUCUUUCUUUGUCUCUCUCUCUCUCUUUCUCUGUAUCUCUCUCUCUCUCGAUCUCUCGACUUUGAUGUGGUUGACAGUGUUUCCAAAGUGCCUGCAGCAGUUGUUGAUGUUCCAGCCUCUGCAGAGAUUUGUAAACUUUAGGCAGCAGCAAAAUGAAGCCUAGACCAUGAAGCUCUUGUUUGCUUUCCUGUCUUUGUCUUUGGAGGGGCGGGACGUAGCCCAGUGGUAUAGCAUUCGCUCGAUGCGUAGUCGGUGUGGGAUUGAUCCCUGUUGGUGGGCCCAUUGGGCUAUUUCUCG